AUGCGCUGUGCAGGCGAUAUUCGUCCACAAGGCCUCGUGCAGCCUCUGCACUGCAUACCCGAGAAGUCUAUUGUUGACUGGCUGCUACAAGUGGCCCUGGCGCUAGAGCACAUGCACUACCACAACAUGUUACACCGAGGUGUCACGGCAGAGAACGUUCUCCUUUGCACCCCGUGCGACAGCAACCCCGCGCGUGUGCGGCUGGGGAUGGGCGUGGCCGCUGAGACGACACGCCAGGAACCGUACGACUGCAAGUCAGGUGAGAUGACACGCAAGAUGUAA
Molecule: messenger RNA, 282 nt
Organism: Closterium sp. NIES-65
Lineage: Eukaryota; Viridiplantae; Streptophyta; Zygnematophyceae; Desmidiales; Closteriaceae
Source: the annotation of a GenBank genome assembly